Mustela lutreola (European mink) is the source of this 2457-nucleotide messenger RNA. RefSeq names its product nuclear envelope pore membrane protein POM 121-like. The transcript is spliced from 2 exons. NCBI's taxonomy places the organism in Eukaryota, Metazoa, Chordata, Mammalia, Carnivora, Mustelidae. The coding region runs from base 1 to 2457 and encodes 818 amino acids. The record is from RefSeq and is a predicted model, not a curated record.
AUGCUGUCAGCUCCUGGAUCGCAGGUGUCCUGCCGCCGCAACUGCGAGUCCAUCGUGGACACGGUCACCCCCUGUGUGCAGCAGAAGCGGUUCGUCACCGGGCUGCGGCCCUCGGCACCCAGGAAUGCCCAUGAUGUCUCCACAGCGGAGCGGGUGGGCAGAGGCCCCAGUCGGAGCGGCAAAGGGUUGGCCCAGGCCCAGGGUCCUCACAGAAAGGACCCUCAAGGCACUGGGACCCCACAGAGGGCAUUUAGUCCCCUGGGGGUCCACGGAGGCCUCUCUUCCUUUGUGCCCAGGCCUGGGCCUCUGCUGAGAGCCGUCCCCCAGGAAGAGAGCUCAGAAGACCCAUACAGUAAGAAGUCCCCCAGCUCCCAUAGGAGCUCCUGCCCCACUCGAAAUGCCAUUACCAGUUCCUACAGUUCCACCAUGGGCUGCUACCCGGUGCAGAGGAGGAGGGGUCUGGCCACAAGUCAGGCCGCGUGGCCCCCGAGGUCCCCAAAAAAGGUCAGCCGAAAGAGCCCCUUGUGUCCUGCCGGAGUGCCUGCACUUCGCCAGAAGAACCAGCCAGAAAAGGAUGCCGAUACCACCACCAGGCAGAAAACAACGCCGAGGAACUGCUCAUCCCCAGCUGACUGUUCCAGGCCCGGAAAACGCAAGGUUAGUCUGCUGCCACACAGGCGAGGGGAGCCUCUGAGGCUGCCGUCACCCCCUCAGCCGGGGUUUCGAGUGACUGCUGUGGACCUUGACCGGGAAAAGACAGCUGCUCUCCAGCGCAUUCAAGAUGCUCUUCGAGGGGACACAGAGGCCACCUGCAGCUGUGGCCCAACUAGCCCAUCCAAUGCCUUGGCCCUGCCUGCUGUAGUGGCUGCUCCCCUGCCAGCCUCUGACUCCCAGGUCACCUCCGGUUCUUCCUCAGGUUCUUCCCAGCCUCUCCUCUUGGGGUCUCUCCCUGGCUGCAGUGGGAGCAACUUUGCAUCUACCCAGGCCCUCUUGAUGCAGCCCGGGGACAACAUGGUCUCAGUCACAGUCCCCACAGGGCUGCCUGCGCUGCCUGGGGGGAGUGGCAACCCAGGAUCCACUGCCCAGGCCCCAUUCGGGGCUGUUGGUGGGCAGUGGCCCGGAGCCAGCCCCCUUCACAGCUCUCCCCGACAUGGACAGCCGGCAGCUCAGGCUCCAGUCCCACUCCAGGCCCUGAGCACAACGGUAGUCCAGCUGUCCUUGGGCAGUGGCACUCAGGCAGUUUAUGUGGUUCCCUUACCCGCAUCUGCCUCCCGGGGCACCCGUGCCAGUGCCCAGCCAGGUUCGGCUACCUCCCCUGCUGUACUCGCCCCUGGCGCAGCCGCUGCCCCUGGCUUGACAGCAGCCCCCCAGGUGCCUGGCGCUGUGUCCCAUGCUGGGCGCAUUAGCCAGCAGCCCCGCCCCCCAGGGGGCAGCACAAUGCUGGUCCUCAUCAGCAUGGGGGUUUUUGCAGCACCCCCAGGUUUUGGGAGAGGUGAUGAUGUCCCAGAUCUGUGCUCCAGGUUUGGGGCUCUGAGCAUUACAGCAGGAACGAGCAGGGCCCCAAGCGGCCCACAGGGCUCCAGGGCAAGCCUGGGCCCAAACACAGGGGGCCACCCACGCCAGAGCACCCUGUCGGGGACCGCUGGAGCCGGCACGACGAACCAGCCUGUGUCGGGAGCCCCGAGUGCCCCUAGCUUCAGUCACAUCCCCAGGCACCAGAGCAGGAAGAGGUCCAGGUCAGAUGGCAUUAGCUCUGCCAGCAAGGCCGCCUGCGGGGAUGGGGGCGUCCUGGCCUCUCCUCCUAGUGGCCCCACCUCUCUGGUCAGCACAGCCCAGACCAGCCUUGCCACCAAGACCCCCUCAUUCCCUGCCCAGCGAUUCAUUAGGUGCAAAAGAGCUGCACCCUGCAACAAAGCAUUUUCGUCCACAUCACAGCCCACUGCCUCUGCCUCUGGCUUGGCAACUGCCCCCCAGGUGCCGGGCGCCGUGUCCCAUGCUGGGCCCAACAGCCAGCAGCCCGGCCCCCAAGCUGGCAACACAAUGCUGGCCCCCAUCAGCAUGGGGCUUACCGCAGCACCCCCAGCCUCCAGCCGCCUGCGGCCCCGCCUCCGGCGGUCCUGCCUCCAGCGGCCCGAGCCGCCAUCUGCAGCCUCCAGCCCCGCCGGCGGUCCCACCUCCCGCCGCCCCAAGCCGCCGCCUGCAGCCUCCAGCCGCCUGCAGCUUCCAGCUGCCUGCGGCCCCGCCUCCGGCGGUCCUGCCUCCCCGGCCCCCAGCCGCCGCCUGCAGCCUCCAAACGCCUGCAGCUUCCAGCCGCAUGCGGCCCCGCCUCCGGCGGUCCUGCCUCUGGCGGCCCGGAGCCGCCGCCUGCAGCCUCCAGCCGCCUUCGGCGGUCCUGCCUCUGGCGGCCCUGAGCAGCCGUCUGCAGCCUCCAGCCGCCUGCAGCUUCAAGCCGCCUGA